Prosopis cineraria is the source of this 614-nucleotide messenger RNA. RefSeq names its product dirigent protein-like. The record is from RefSeq and is a predicted model, not a curated record. The transcript has a single exon. Lineage: Eukaryota; Viridiplantae; Streptophyta; Magnoliopsida; Fabales; Fabaceae. The coding region runs from base 19 to 576 and encodes 185 amino acids.
ACGACCCACUAACCAAAAAUGGAGAGUCAAAAACUAAGAUCACCAAUUUUGCUAUUGUUCCUCCUCGUGAUUACCUGUGACGGGAUGCGAAUCCAAGCUGAAAGAAAGCCAUGCAGGAAGCUGGUGCUUCACUUUCACGAUAUACUCUACAAUGGCAGGAACGCAGCGAAUGCAACUUCAGCCAUCGUGGGUUCUCCUGCAUGGGGAAACAAGAUCAAGUUAUCGGGACAGAAUCAUUUCGGAGACAUGGUGGUGUUCGACGAUCCCAUUACGCUGAACGAUAACUUGAACUCGACGCCAGUGGGUAGAGCUCAGGGGUUCUACUUUUACGAUAAGAAGGAGAUAUUCACGGCUUGGUUGGGCUUCUCUUUUGUGUUCAACUCGAGUCGUCUCAGGGGAAGCAUCAACUUCGCCGGCGCCGACCCUUUGAUGAACAGGACCAGAGAUAUCUCCAUUGUCGGCGGCACCGGUGACUUCUUCAUGGCCAGAGGCAUUGCUACUCUGAUCACUGAUGCUUUUGAGGGUGAAGUGUAUUUCCGACUUCGCGUCCAUAUCCACUUGCACGAAUGUUGGUGAUUCCUUUGCUUUAUAUCCGCUUUGACUCGUCUGUUUGC